AUGUCAGUCUACAAUGCCUCUGUCAUAGAAAUCUCCACUUUCUUUCUGAUUGGGAUCCCAGGGUUAGAGCAUGCUCAUAUUUGGCUCUCCAUCCCAAUUUGUCUAAUGUACCUUGUGGCCAUCAUGGGGAACUGCAUCAUCCUCUUUCUCAUAAAGACAGAGACUUCUCUGCAUGAGCCUAUGUAUUACUUCCUCUCUAUGCUGGCAUUUUCUGACUUAGGACUGUCCAUUUCUUCCCUUCCAACCAUGCUGAGAGCUUUCUUGCUCAAUGCCACAGAGAUUUCCUUAGAUGCCUGCUUUGCUCAAGAGUUUUUCAUUCACAUAUUCUCAGCUAUGGAAUCAUCAGUGCUUUUCAUCAUGUCCAUUGAUCGCUUUGUAGCUGUCUACAACCCUUUGAGAUACACCUCCAUCCUUACAGGCAGCAAGGUCUUUAAAAUUGGCCUAAUAUUUGCUGCAUUGUGUAUUACACUUAUUCUGCCAUUUCCUUUCACACUAAAGAGGUUGAAAUUCUGCAAGAAACGUCUCUUAUCUCAUUCUUACUGCCUUCACCAGGAUGUUAUGAAAGUAGCCUGUUCCGACAAUAGGGUCAAUAUGAUCUACGGAUUUUUUGUGGCUGUUUUAUCUCUGUUAUACUUGGUGUGCAUUUCUGUGUCUUACAUGCUGAUCCUUAAAAUUGUCCUGGGGAUUGCUUCACACAAGGGUCGCCUCAAGUUCUUUAACACUUGCAUCUCUCAUAUCUUUGCUGUGUUCAUCUUCUACACACCUAUUAUCACCUUGGCAGCCCUUCACCGUUUUGCUAAAAACGUUUCUCCAGUCAUUGGAGCCAUAAUAGCUGAUAUCUUCCUUCUGGCUCCACCUCUAAUGAAUCCCAUUGUAUAUUCUGUGAAAAGUCAGCAGAUUAGAAAUCUGAUCCAAAACAAAUUAUGUGAGAAACAUCGCUGGUGGGAAAUUCCAGCUUCCAUGAAAGCCCGUGUUAUAUCACUAUAUCUGAAUACAUGUAAACAUUGA
This is a messenger RNA of Peromyscus leucopus (white-footed mouse), 1008 nucleotides long. RefSeq names its product olfactory receptor 51A4-like. The record is from RefSeq and is a predicted model, not a curated record. Gene Ontology annotation, biological process: G protein-coupled receptor signaling pathway. Gene Ontology annotation, molecular function: olfactory receptor activity; G protein-coupled receptor activity. Bases 1 to 1008 code for a protein of 335 amino acids. Gene Ontology annotation, cellular component: membrane. Lineage: Eukaryota; Metazoa; Chordata; Mammalia; Rodentia; Cricetidae. The transcript has a single exon.